Messenger RNA from Macrosiphum euphorbiae (potato aphid), 597 nucleotides. The record is from the annotation of a GenBank genome assembly. Lineage: Eukaryota; Metazoa; Arthropoda; Insecta; Hemiptera; Aphididae.
AUGGACGUGGUCGAGUUAACCACCGCGGCAGCAUUGUGUGCUUUUAGUUACUAUAAUUUCCUCAAUAUUUACCAAAAAAAAAAUAUUAAAAAACCAUGGAAAAAAAGGAGAUGGUGGAUGACAAAAAUACACCGAAAUAGAACAAGCCUAAGUACCGAUCAUAUGUUAGCAGAAUUGCUUUUUGAACCUUCAGGCGAAUUUGAAAAUUUCCUACGAAUGUCAUCAUCAGAUUUCUCAUAUAUACUAGACAAGAUUUCACCUGUGAUAUCUAAAAUACACACUCAAUUAAGAGAACCUAUACCUGCCAAAACCAGACUUGCUAUCACUUUACGAUUUUUGGCUACUGGAGAUAGUUAUAAGAGUUUACAUUUUUUGUUUAAAGUGUCCAGUCAAAUCAUUUCAAUUAUUGUUCCAGAAGUAUGUGCUGCAAUCAACGACCUUCUCAAAGAUGAAAUAAAGUUGCCAUCUUCUGCUGGUGAGUGGUUGUUGGUAGAAGAGGGAUUCAAUAGAAAAUGUCCCCAUUGUAUCGGAGUAAUAGAUGGAAAACACGUUGUUUUGCAAUCCGCUCCCCAUCAAUACAGGAUCAGAAUAUUAUAA